Messenger RNA from Columba livia (rock pigeon), 10703 nucleotides. RefSeq names its product oocyte zinc finger protein XlCOF6. Bases 651 to 3563 code for a protein of 970 amino acids. Gene Ontology annotation, cellular component: nucleoplasm. Lineage: Eukaryota; Metazoa; Chordata; Aves; Columbiformes; Columbidae. The record is from RefSeq and is a predicted model, not a curated record. Gene Ontology annotation, biological process: regulation of transcription by RNA polymerase II. The transcript has 7 exons. Gene Ontology annotation, molecular function: RNA polymerase II cis-regulatory region sequence-specific DNA binding; DNA-binding transcription repressor activity, RNA polymerase II-specific.
AUGUCCCGCCGUGUCUCGGUGCCCCCCGUACCCCGGACUCCAUUUCCAGGCAUGCCUUGCACCCCCCGGCCCCCAGUCCCGAUGGGACCCGGCACCGGCUUCGCGCCCCCCGCAGCUUCGGGCAGCGGCGGCUGCAGCACCGGCGGGGCUGGGGACGAGGGACCCGAGUGGCCAGGGGUGGCGGGCAGGGCCAGGGGCCGCAAGGACGCAGCGGUGCUCCCGGUGCCCGCCCCCCCGAGCCGAGCGGGGCGGAGCGGCAGGACUACACCUCCCGUGCUGCACCGGCGGCGGGCGGCCCUCCCGGGCUGACGCUGCCGGCGGCUCCCGGCGCCGCCUUUGUCCGUGCGGGGCUGGCGGCGCGGCCCCGGCGCAGGUGGGGAAGGUUUGCGUACUCGGGAGCUUCCAAAACUCCUCUUUUUGAGGCUCUUUCUCGCCUUUACCCCGAGGCGGCCGGGUCGGGACCAUCUGUCCUGGCUGUGCUGGUGCGGCUGGUGACGGGACAGGCAUCUCGAGUGGAAUCCGGAGCAUCCCGCCUCCCUCUUCCCGGAUCAAUACCUGCACGGGCCUCCAUCUCCGCGCCGAGAGCAGCGACGCGCCGGGCUCCAGGCUGCUGCGGCAAGGUUACUCCCAGCUCUCCCAGCGCUGCUCUCAUGAUGCCAGAGCCGCCGCUGUCAGUGGGGCCCUGCUUGGCAGCGUCUGGAUUUCAGCAGAGGUGUUUAGCAACCAUGCGGUGGGGUGUGCUGAGCCGGGUGUGCUUCUUACUGCAGAUGUCGCUGACGUUUGAGGACGUGGCGCUCUACUUCUCCCCCGAGGAGUGGGCAAAGCUGUCGGGCUGUCAGCGGCAGCUCUACCGGGAGGUGAUGCUGGAGAACUACCAGAUGGUCGCCUCGCUGGGCUGGGCCAAUGUCAAACCAGAGAUCAUCUGCAAGAUGGAGCGAGAAGAGACACCGUGUGUGCCAGAGCCCCCCGGGGAGGAGCAGAGGGACCAGAGCCCUGUGCCAGCUGUUGGCCCCGGGACCCAGAGGGAGGUCAAGGGAGUCAGGAGCUUUGUCCAGAGGCAGCACCUGCUGAGUCACCAGCAUGUUCACAGUGGGGAGAAGCCUUUCAGCUGCACUGACUGUGGCAAGAGCUUCAGUGCCAAGAGGUAUCUCAUCAUCCACCAGCGUAUCCACAUCGGGGAGAAGCCCUUCAGCUGCACGCAGUGUGGUAAGAGCUUCAGGGAGAAGAAGACCCUCAUCAACCACCAGCGCAUCCACACCGGUGAGAAGCCCUUCACCUGCACUGACUGUGGUAAGAGCUUUAGCUGGAAGAGUAGCCUGUUUGGGCAUCAGAGCAUCCACACCGGGGUGAAGCCCUUCACCUGCACAGAAUGCGGUAAGAGCUUUGGCCAUAAAAGAAGCCUGCUUGGGCACCAGCGCAUCCACACUGGGGAGAAGCCCUUCACCUGCACCGACUGCGGCAAGAGCUUCAGAGUUAAGUGGAGCCUCAUCAUCCACCAGCGCAUCCACACCGGGGAGGAGCCCUACAAGUGCUGCAAGUGUGGCAAGACCUUCAAGCAGAAGAGGCUACGAAAUCGUCACCAGCGCAUCCACACCGGGGAGAAGCCCUUCACCUGCACUGACUGUGGCAAGAGCUUCAGAGCCAAGAGGUAUCUCAUCAUCCACCAGCGCGUCCACACCGGGGAGAAGCCCAUUGCCUGCACCGACUGUGGCAAGAGGUUCAGCCAGAAGAGCAGCCUGCUGACUCACCAGCGCAUCCAUACUGGGGAGAAGCCAUUCACCUGCACUGAGUGCGGUAAGAGCUUUACCCGCAAGAACAGGCUCCUGAUUCACCAGCACAUCCACACCAGGGAGAAGCCCUUCACCUGCACUGAGUGCGGUAAGAGCUUUAGCCACAAGAACAGGCUCCUGAUUCACCAGCACAUCCACACUGGGGAGAAGCCCUUCACCUGCAACAACUGUGGCCAGAGUUUCAGGGCAAAGAAGACCCUCGUCCUCCACCAGCGCAUCCACACUGGGGAGAAGCCCUUCACCUGCAGCGAGUGUGGUAAGAGCUUCAGGGAGAAGAAGACCCUCAUCAACCACCAGCGCAUCCACACCAGGGAGAAGCCCUUCACCUGCACUGACUGUGGCAAGAGCUUCAGUGAGAAGAAGACCCUCAUCAUCCACCAGCGCAUCCACACCGGGGAGAAGCCCUUCGCCUGCAACAACUGUGGCCACAGUUUCAGGGCAAAGAAGACCCUCGUCCUCCACCAGCGCAUCCACACUGGGGAGAAGCCCUUCAAAUGCACCGAGUGUGGUAAAUGCUUCCGGGAGAAGAAGAACCUCAUCAACCACCAGCGCAUCCACACUGGGGAGAAGCCCUUCACCUGCACCGACUGUGGCAAGAGCUUCAGCGCCAAGAGGCGUCUCAUCAUCCACCAGCGCAUCCACACCGGGGAGAAGCCCUUCAGCUGCAACAACUGUGGGAAGAGCUUCAGGGCAAAGGAUACCCUUGUCUUCCACCAGCGUAUCCACACCGGGGAGAAGCCCUUUUCCUGCAAUGACUGUGGCCAGAGCUUCAGGGAGAAGACGACCCUCAUCAUCCACCAGCGCAUCCACACUGGGGAGAAGCCCUUUGCCUGCAAUGACUGUGGCCAGAGCUUCAGGGAGAAGAAGAAACUCAUCGUCCACCAGCGCAUUCACACCGGGGAGAAGCCCUUUACCUGCACCGAGUGCAGUAAAAGCUUCAGCCGGAAGAGAAGCCUGCUUGUGCACCAGCGCAUCCACACCGGGGAGAAGCCCUUCACCUGCACCGACUGUGGCAAGAGCUUCAGGGCAAAGACGACCCUCAUCGUCCACCAGCGCAUCCACACCGGGGAGAAGCCCUUCACCUGCACCGACUGUGGUAAGAGCUUUAGACAGAAGAGAAGCCUUCUUGGGCACCAGAGCAUCCACACCGGGGUGAAGCCCUUCACCUGCACGCACUGCGGUAAGAGUUUCAUCCAGAAGAGAAGCCUGCUUGGGCACCAGCGCAUCCACACCGGGGAGAAGCCCUUCACCUGCACCGACUGCGGCAAGAGCUUUAACCGGAAGAGUAGCCUGCUUGGGCACCAGCGCAUCCACACCGGGGUGAAGCCCUUCACCUGCACGGAAUGCGGUAAGAGCUUUGUCCAUAAAAGAAGCCUGCUUGGGCACCAGCGCAUCCACACUGGUGAGAAGCCCUUCACCUGCACCGACUGCGGCAAGAGCUUCAGAGUUAAGUGGAGCCUCAUCAUCCACCAGCGCAUCCACACCGGGGAGGAGCCCUACAAGUGUUGCAAGUGCGGUAAGACCUUCAAGCAGAAGUGGCACCCGAUGAGACACCAGUGUGUGCCGAAGGACCCAGAUAUUGUGCUGGAGGGUGUCCAGCAGAAGAGGGAGGGUCCUUCCCCAGCAGGGGGGCAGGCAGAGGCCAAGCCCUUCCAGUGCGGUGUCUGCGAGAAGCGGUUUUGGAAGGAGAGGCUCAUGCUGGCUCACCAGCGCACCCACGGCACCCCCAGCCUGCAGCCGCCUCCGCAGCCUGGCACUGUGGACAGGUUUUGAUAGAUAAAGAUUUGUUGCUGAAUUAGUCAGGCUCAAAGGAAUCUCAAGGCCACUUCGAGAAGCUGAGAUCAGAGUCUGAUGUCAGAAAGAGGGGCGUUCCACAAUCAGCGGGGUCCUGGCGUGGCGUGAAUCAUCGGACGUAUCAUCAGUGAGACUCCAGUGCAUGGACAGCCCACGAUCCUCAUUUAGCGAAUCCAUGCUUGGAACGUGGACGCGUGAUUAGAAUAUAGUUACGUAUAUAAGGAGGCUGGUUUCUGUGAUGAAUGGCUUAGCGUGAUUCACAUUGAAUCGGCUUGUUUUGCUGAGUCCUUAUCUCGUUCCUACAAAUGGUGACCCCGACGUGAUACUCUGAGCGGCGUACCACCGAGGUCGGGGAAAAUCCUGGAGCGGCCCAGCCGGAGGCGGAUCAUGAUCGCUGGACUGAGAACUGGGCGGAGGCGUACGGACGUUCCGCAUUUUUUUGAAGAAGUCGCCGUAAAGGGUGAGCGGCUGGGAGCGGGAGGAGGGAAGAGUGAAGUUGUAGGGCAAAAUAUAUCCUCUGAGGAAGGAGCCAUAGCUAAACUCCUCCUGCAUAUUCUCUCUAUGAGAGGACUUAAAUAUGAAGAAAGUAACAUCCGUAGACUGUUGGUUUAGUGUAGAACUAACGGCUACCCGAUAGAAGCUGAAAAAGCUUUAAAAAUUGAACUUUGGGACGAUAUAGGGCAGAAGUUAUGGGAUAAGGUUAGCAACGGAGAUAAAAAAGCUAAAUCACUAGCGACUACUUGGAAGCUUAUAUUGUCCGCUUUAAAAGAACUUAAGGCCGAACGGGCUGCGGUUACUGGAAUUUUUACAGCGUUACAGCCUGAUAAGAACUCUAAAAAUAACUGUGAAGCUUACCCAGUUCGUGUCUUUGAUCCCCUUCCUGACCCAACCCCUGUUGCACCCCCGAUGAUACAGCAGUCUGGGGCCGGGGGAGGAAAAUCACUCCGCAGAUGGGCCCCCAUACCAUCACACGACCCUGAAGAGACUAAGCAGUUCAAGGAACUGGAGUCAGAUAAUUUGUCAAAAGAACUGGUGAAAGCUGAGAAUGCUAAAGUCGUAAGUAAGUCUAAAAUCAGUCCUUUUACUGAUUCGUGUCCGCCUUUACCGCCUUCUACCCCUCUAACUCCUACGCCGGAGGAGAAGCAGUCGCCGAAAAAAAACUGGACUAAAGAACUGUGUGAAAAAUCAGAUCAGCUAUUAGCGAGUGAAUCCAACAGUCAGCAACGCGGUCAUGCUGAUCGUGACGGGAAAGGGGAUUCAUUGAAAGGGGCAGGUAUCCCACAACUCCUGGAAGAGACACUAAUUGACACACCACAACUACAGACACGACAAGUUUCUGAAAUCCUGAGCUAUGAGAGAGGUGUCUGAAACCAACAAAGCAGCCAAAUCAUUUGCAACUAUUAAUCAGGGUCCCAAUAAGAAUUACACGCAAUUUAUUGACCAUCUUCAAGAGGCCAUCAGUAAGCAGGUCGAAAACUUAGAAGCUAAGGAAGCAUUGGUGUUGAGAUUAGCAGAAGAGAAUGCUAAUGUUUGCUAUCAACAUGUUAUUUGCAAGUUUUACAGUACAUAUUAUGUGCUCCUGUGUAUUGCCUCUCUGAUGUUCAAGCAGCUUGUCCGGAAUGUGAGUUACUUGUUUCACUAGUUGCGAGCAGCCCUGUGCCUCCUUCCUCCCCGCCCACCCCCCUGCCUCCUCCUCCGUCCCUCCCUCCCUCUUCUCAAGGUUUUUACUUGCAAGAUGGGGUCAGGAAUAAUUGUUUUCAGUUGUGUUCCUAAAAAAUCAGUAUUGGGAGGUGUUUUAAAACUUAGGAAAGCACUCAGAAUUAUAAGGAAGGAAGAUCUUGUUAAAUAUUGAAAUCGGUGUUGGCUGCUGUAUAAGUUAAAUGAUUGGGAAAAGUGUCCGGAGAAUAGAAUCUUGUUGCGAUUAAUGUUGUUUUUGAGGCCAGAAGAGCAGGAUGAAACAAAUCUCUACAAGAAAUCAUUAAAUCAUUUCAGACAGUUUUACAGGUGGGGCGAUUUGAACUUCAACAAGCUGAGAGAGUUAACUGAUAACACGCAGGUCACAGUAAACUUGCUAAAGUCUGCAGGAUGCUUUCCUUAUUAACCUGUUUUCUUUGUGGGUAUCUGUUUAAGUGUGUUGCAAUUUUGGUAGGUCUGUGCUAUAUGGUACCAUAAGUUCCCAGUCUGUUAAAUCAUGAGAAUCCGUUGACUCAAAAUGUGCAUUUUGUGAUAGUACAAAAGAUCAUGAGUAAUUUAGCUCCUUACUGCGUGAACGUGAUAUUAAGAUUUUCUGUGUAGUAGCUGUUAUAUUUUUUUCUAGCAUACUGGCUUUAUUCCAGCAUUCAGACUUGCGCAACUCUGUUACAGGCUGUGUCUCAUCUCGAUGUGCUGGAUUUGAAAGAAUCCUGGUUUUGGAAUAACAGUUGUAGUGCACCCAGUAGUGCCUUGCCCAGUCCAGCUCGCUGCGGCGGCGGGGGGGGCGGGUGCUGAUGGGGCUCCAGCGCGCACUGACUUUUUUUGUCAGGGAGACCAAGAGGUACCUCCACCUGCUGAGCAGUGAGCGGCCCAAAGGUGCAAUGCAAAAAUUGAGAUAUUGUCUUAAAUUAGUGUAACUGUGAUCCAUCUGCACAUUUGAACUUGGUAUAUGGUUUUCAUAUCUGAGCUACGUAUUUUAGUUUGCAUAUUCAUAUUUGGUACCAAAAGAAUCUUGUUUGGGGAGAUAAUUACAAAAUGGGAACUGGUUCCACUGCUGAAAUUCUACCUUGUCUCACCUUAGGAUGCAUCCUUACACAUUAGAAUGAUUGCUUAUAUUGUUAGAAAAUCAUUUAAAUUGUUAAAAUGCUAUGAUAGAUAUGAAUUUAGAAGAGGUUGUAUUUAAAAGUUGCUAGAAUAUUAACUGAUUUAGAUUUAGGAAAAUAGAAUGAUGGAUUUAUGUUUGUUAUACUGGUUUAUACUGUUUUUUUGACAUCUCUAAAUUGUAAAAGGUAAAUGGAGCUAAGGAAAGUAACUAUUGCUGAGCUACUUGAAAUUGCAUUAUUAUUAUUGCAUUGUAUUAUGGUUGGAAUGAAAUGGGAAAACAAAAGAAACAAAAGAGUAAAAUAUCCCAGGCCUGUGUGCAGCUCAUUGUAACUGAGAAGUUUCCCAGAGCCUCCCACUUCGUACCAGCCACUAUGCCAGCUGCGUGACCUUGGUUAUAUCUAAACUGCAGCAGGAAGAGAAAGAAAAAACAACUGGAAAAACCUGGCUGCCCGCUUUUAAAGCAGUGAAAAGGGGGUUCUCUCUCCCCCCACUGCAGCGAUGUAAUACUGAAUGGAGCAGUCCAAGGGUGAAGUUUAAAGGCAUCCUUAGCAGACCCAUAGUUCUAAUGAAACUGGAAAAUUAAACCAAAAAUUUGUUAAUAGACUUAUUCUGUGGUAACUAGUUGUAAGAGACUUCUUAGUAAAUUCACCAUGCUAGUUUUUGAGAUCAUGGGAGAGAAUGAAAGAAAGACCAUUUUUUGAGACCAAUAGAAUGCCAAAUUUGGAACAAAAUUUUAAUACGUGAAUUCUUAUAGUUGCCAGUAAGUCCUAUACCUCUCUUAGGUUAAGAUUUGUUAAGUAAAUUGUAAGCUCAAAUAACGUUUUCUGAGAAUUCUGUUUAGUUGGAUGUCCUACAAGAAGCUGCUGGGAUGGUUCAGAUCUGCUUGUGCAAGUGAGAAAUCUCCAAGGAAAUUUCAAAUGCUGAAUUUCCACUAGUAUUAACAGCCAAUGUUUUGAUAAAGCAAAUACUACACUGAUAGAUCUGAAACAGGACUUUGAUCUGGUAAGGAAAAACAAUAUACGAUAAAUAUGACAGCCAAAAUGGAGUUGGACACUUUGAGGAAUCAAUUUAUGACACCUUUACAGGCUGUCUGCAUUCGAUUGGACUUGCAGAUUUGUCUAUGAAACAACCUGUGGCUAUUGUGGGACAGUAUGAUGAGAAUGCUAACAGACUGAUAUACCACUUGUCACUCUGAUCAAGAAAAUGCAGGGAAGGAAUUUAAGUCUUAAUAGGCCAUGAUCCUUUUGUCAUAUAUGUACUAUUUGUGAAACUGAAUUCUGCUUUUUUUUAUUUGUAAUCUAUGUCUUUAUAAAUUGCACUAGCUGGUUUUCUUAACAGCACAGCUUUUAGCAUGCAUAAAUGUAAAUUGCUGCAGAACCUGCAAGUCUUUAACAUCAGGCCAUAGGCCAUACUUGUAUUUGGUCUGAUCCUACAUACUUGCACAGUUUUGUUGAUGGUUCUGGGCAGUCUCAUAAAGCUGUAGUGGUUUGGCGUGAAGAUAACGAUUGGCAUCAUUCUGUAAAAAUUAUUGAAGGUUCAACCCAAUGAGCAGAACUUGGCUCAGCUUUACAUUACUUAGAGCUGUUUAAGGACGAACCUCUAAAUUUGAUUUGUGAUUUUGAGUACAUAGUCAAGAUCCAACGUAUGUAUCUGGUUCUGAACUUUUUUUGUUUGUUUGUUUGUUUUUAUAAAAAAAGGGGGGAAGUAGGGGAAACACCACAAAACCGAUUAUCAAAAGCAUUGUAUGUGAUGAAAUACUUUGCAAGUAUGACCCAAAACCAUGCUAAAUCAGAAAGAACCUACAUUAGUUAUGGUCAAAUCACUAGUCAAUGGAAAAGGCCUCAUCAAUUGAUAACCUGGGGAAAAGGUUAUGUUUGUGUCAUUACAGGCCGAGGAUUGAAGUGGAUUCAACAAAGAUUCAACGGAUGCAGAUGGACAGGAGGGAGAUAAGUUGUGAGGGCUGUUUCAGAUGUAAACCAUGGAUCCUAAUUCAGUGUUACAGAUGCUCACAGUCCUGGUGGUCUAGAAGCCUAUUAGCAAGCAGGUGGUGUACCUUCUGUGGAGAAUGGCAAUUUGAACAAUCAGCAGGAGAUCCAAAAGGGUGAUAUUAUGAUCAGAUAGUCAAUGCAUAGAUAAGGUAAAACUAUGAGAUAUCUCUUCCAUAGUAAUCUAAGAUUAGCAACUGAUAAAGUUUUAGAAGGGAUAUUAAGGUUAAGCUAUUGAUCUUUUAAAUAGGUUAAGAUAACUUUUAAGAUAUUAAUUCAAUUAUUAGUAUAUGCUGAUGGUAUUAAGUAUGUUACUCUAUAAACUGCGCAGUUAUAGAUACUUAGGAGGUUAAGAGAAAAUAUUGUAUUCACUUGUCUGGUUAUGUUGAAUCUAUUAAAAUAGUGUGUUGAUAAGGUUGUUAUAACGGAAUUAAGGUUUUAAGAAUAGGCAGGUAGUUGUUUGAUCUUAUUAAGUAAGGUUUAUUGGCCAAUGUUACCCCAGUCCACAAAAAGGGCUGCAGAGCUGACCCUGGCAACUCCAGGCCCGUCAGCCUGACCUCGGUGCCUGGCAGGGUUAUGGAGCAGAUCAUCCUGAAUGGAAUCACACAGCACCUUCAGGAUGGACAAGGGAUCAGACCCAGCCAGCAUGGGUUUAGGAGGGGCAGGUCCUGUCUGACCAACCUGAUCUCCUUUUAUGAUCAGGUGACUCACCUGGUGGAUGAGGGGAAAGCUGUAGAUGUGGUCUAUCUGGACUUCAGCAAGGCCUUUGACACUGUCUCCCAUAAUAUACUCUUGCAAAAGCUGGUAGCCCAUGGCUUGGACAAGUGUACUCUACGCUGGGUUAAGAACUGGCUGGAGGGCCGGGCCCAGAGAGUGCUGGUGAAUGGGGCUGCAUCCAGCUGGUGGCCAGUCACUAGUGGUGUCCCCAGGGGUCAGUGUUGGGUCCAGUCCUGUUUAACAUCUUUAUUGAUGAUUUAGAUGAGGGGAUUGAGACCAUCAUCAGCAAAUUUGCUGAUGACACCAAGCUGGGAGGGAGUGUCAACCUGCUGGAAGGCAGGAGGGCUCUGCAGAGGGAUCUGGAUAGACUGGAAAAAUGGGCUGAUUCCAAUGGGAUGAAGUUCAAUAAGGCCAAAUGCCGGGUGCUGCACUGUGGUCACAACAAACCCCUGCAGCGCUCCAGGCUGGGCACAGAGUGGCUGGAGAGCAGUCAGACAGAAAGGGACCUGGGGGGACUAAUGGACAGGAAGCUCAACAUGAGCCAACAGUGUGCCCAAGUGGCCAAGAAGGCCAACGGUAUCCUGUCCUGUAUCCAAACCAGCGUGGUCAGCAGGAAAAGGGCAGUGAUCCUUCCCCUGUGCUCUGCAUUGGUGAGGCCACACCUGGAGUGUUGUGUUCAGUUCUGGGCCCCUCAGUUCAGGAAAGACAUUGAAGACAUUGAAGUGCUGGAGCGGGUCCAGAGAAGAGCAACACGACUGGUGAAGGGACUUGAACAUAAGACCUAUGAGGAGAGGCUGAGGGAGCUGGGCUUGUUUAGUCUGGAGAAGAGGAGGCUUAGAGGUGAGCUCAGCACUCUCUAGAACUACCUGAAGGGAAGUUAUAGCCAGGUGGGGAUUGGUCUCUUCUCCCAGGCAGUUAGCAAUAAGACAAGGGGGCAUGGGCUUAAACUCUACCAGGGGAAAUUUAGGCUGGAUAUUAGAAAGAAAUUCUUUACAGAGAGAGUGAUCAGGCAUUGGAAUGGCCUGCCCAGGGAGGUGCUGGACUCACCAGCCCUGGAGGUUUUUAAGCUGAGAUUGGACAUGGCACUUAGUGCCAUGAUCUAGUAAACGGACUAGAGUUGGACCAAGGGUUGGACUCGAUGAUCUCUGAGGUCUUUUCCAACCCAGUCGAUUCUGUGAUUCUGUGAUUCUGUGAACUGCAUUAUAUGUAAUUGUAAUUAUGUUGUUAAUCACGUGUUCUGUGUUGCAGUAUAUUUCAAAAAUGAUGCACCGUGCGGUUUAAGGGGCCUGACUAAUUCAGGAAAAGAAAGGGGGAAGUGUGGAGGGGUUUUGAUAGAUAAAGAUUUGUUGCUGAAUUAGUCAGGCUCAAAGGAAUCUCAAGGCUGCUUCGAGAAGCUGAGAUCAGAGUCUGAUGUCAGAAAGAGGGGCGUUCCACAAUCAGCGGGGUCCUGGCGUGGCGUGAAUCAUCGGACGUAUCAUCAGUGAGACUCCAGUGCAUGGACAGCCCACGAUCCUCAUUUAGCGAAUCCAUGCUUGGAGCGUGGACGCGUGAUUAGAAUAUAGUUACAUAUAUAAGGAGACUUGUUUCUGUAAUAAAUGGCUUUAGCGUGAUUCACAUUGAA